This is a messenger RNA of Trypanosoma brucei brucei TREU927, 450 nucleotides long. RefSeq names its product 60S ribosomal protein L35A, putative. The record is from RefSeq and is a predicted model, not a curated record. The coding region runs from base 1 to 450 and encodes 149 amino acids. The transcript has a single exon. Gene Ontology annotation, molecular function: structural constituent of ribosome. Gene Ontology annotation, biological process: ribosomal large subunit biogenesis; cytoplasmic translation. Gene Ontology annotation, cellular component: cytosolic large ribosomal subunit; ribosome. Lineage: Eukaryota; Euglenozoa; Kinetoplastea; Trypanosomatida; Trypanosomatidae.
AUGGCUCUUGUGAAGAAGUUCUCCGGCUCCGUCGCUGCCAACCGCAGCAAGAAGAUACACCAGCUGACGAAGAAGACCACCAGGGUGAAGCGUGACCGCAAAUCUCCUCGCCUCUACAUGAAGGGGACUCUCGCCGGAUACACCCGGGGGCUGCACGGGCAGAACAAAAACACUGCACUCGUCCGCAUUGAGAACGUGAACACAACUGAGGAUGCCAAGUGGUACGUUGGCAAGCGCGUUUGCUAUGUUUACCAUGGCUACAAGAUUAAGCGUUGUGUGCGUUGGUCGAAAGCGCCUGCCCGCCGCAGCAACACCCGCGCCAUCUGGGGCCGCAUCACCCGGCCACACGGCACGUCUGGAACCGUUCGCGUUAAGUUCAAUGGAAGCUCCGUUCCCGCAUCGGCCAUUGGCAGGCGCAUUCGCGUGUAUCUGUACCCCAGCCGCAUCUAA